AUGCGUAUUAUUUUACCUCACAAGCACUCUAACACAUACCUCUCCUGGGCCAUAUACCUCCCAUGGACGUUCUGGGAUCUACUAAACAAUUUAUAUAACGCUUUCUGUGAAAUCACUUGUGCAGAUUGGGGAUGCAGAGGAUGUCUCAGAGGGGAGAAGUGCAGGAGUGGCAAGCAUGGCGUCAUUGAGGAUGAGAAGAAAGAUGUUACCUGUCAGUGUGAUUCCAUAGUGAAAUGCAGAGGCGUGGCACCGACGCUCUACCAGUACGGAUUCAGCUUCGGCGAGGCGUCGACGUUGAAUGGUGGUAGCACAGCGAAAAAGUGUAAGGAUUUCUGCAGUCAAUUGAAGAAAGUGCUGCAGUCACAGUACUUCAAGGAUUUGUUCAAGGAGUGUGAUGAAUUCUUGAAACAGAUCAGAUGGCCAUUUAUGCUAACGUUAUUAGCCCUCUGGUCGCUGUCGCUCCUGUACCUGCUGCACAUCGCCGUCGUCCGCCUCGACGUCCUGAGGAUACGCUCGCACCUAAAAUCACCCGCAAGCCACCGCAUCGCCGCGCAGUCCCUCCUCGCCGCCGCACGCGUCAAGGCACUCGCCAACGUCAAGUACUUCUCACCAUAA
Molecule: messenger RNA, 615 nt
Organism: Babesia ovata
Lineage: Eukaryota; Apicomplexa; Aconoidasida; Piroplasmida; Babesiidae
Exons: 1
Coding region: 1-615 (204 amino acids)
Source: RefSeq, a predicted model, not a curated record